CCGACUAAAAACAUACGAAAACAUCAGAGCUAGCAAAACGAACUCAAAACUGCAGGUGUUUUUAUUUACGUGCAACAAUGGCACAUCGGCUGUCGCACUUGAGAUCCUUCGGAGUAAAAUUUUCGGAAAAUUAUAGGGUUGCACAGAUACAGCCUCUAAUCCAUCAUGGAGUUGUAACAGUACAGUCAAAGUUUAACGACACUAAAUGCAACUACUCUUCCACUUCGUUCAACAAAAACGAAACAACUGGAGGAAGGGGUGUGGCGGCUUUAACUGUUGCUGGAGCUACCAUCCUUGCAGCUGGUCUGUAUUUGAGGAAUAGAAACGCAAAACAUACUAUCCAGAAGAACCAGCCUUUUAAAGUUGGAAAAGUGUUUGCCUCUGAGGGAAUAGAAUGUGGAAAACUUAAGUCAGAACUGCCACUCUACACAAAAGCAGAUGUAGCUGCCCACAGCACUAAAGCAACUGGCAUCUGGGUCACAUAUGGCAAUGGUGUGUAUGAUAUCACUAAAUAUGUAGAGGAGCACCCAGGGGGAAAUAAAAUUCUGUUAGGAGCCGGGAAAUCAAUUGAGCCCUUUUGGAGCAUCUACUCUGUUCAUAAAACUGAAGAAGUGUAUGAGAUCCUUGAAGGUUUCAGAAUUGGAAACAUCACAGAGGUUGAUGCUAAAACAUCCAAAGACUCAAGUGAUCCCUAUUGCAGAGACCCAGAGCGUUCACCAUUAUUGAUUACAAGUUGUGAGAAACCUUACAAUGCUGAGCCGCCCUCACAGAUACUGGCUGAUAAUUUUCUGACUCCAAACAAUGUGUUUUUUGUGAGGAACCAUCUCCCGGUGCCUUGUGUUACUCUGGAUGAUUACUCCUUGCUGCUGCAAACCCCCACGUGUCAGGUCUCGUUAAGCUAUGACGAGCUAAAGAGUAAAUUCACCAAGAAAUCAGUGACCGCGGUAACUCAGUGCGCAGGUAAUCGUCGCAGUGAGAUGGUUAAUAUCAAACCUGUCAAGGGACUUAACUGGGGUGUGGCGGCGAUCAGCAAUGCCAAAUGGUCAGGUGUUACCUUGAAUGACCUAUUACGACAUUAUGGUGUGGACAUUGAUACCUUAACCUGCAAAUACAUAGUCUUUGAAGGUUUGGAUUUGUGUCCCGAUGGUGCUCCCUACGGAGCAUCCAUUCCUUUAGAGUUGGCUAAAUCUUUAAAAAAUGAAAUCAUCAUUGCCUAUGAGAUGAAUGGGGCUGUUAUCCCACGUGACCAUGGGUUCCCAGUUAGAGUGAUGAUUCCUGGAGUUGUUGGUGCUAGACAGGUUAAAUGGUUGAAAAAAAUUUACUUCAGUCCUGAGGAGAGCACAUCACACUGGCAGAGAUUGGAUUACAAAGGAUUUAAUUCUUCCAUUGAUUGGCACAAUGUGGAUUUUAGUAAGGCAAUGUCUAUAACUCAAAUGCCAGUGACUUCAGGCAUCUGUGACCCUACAGAAGGCUCAUUUGUAGAUCCUGGAUUAGAAGAGGUAGAGGUGCGUGGUUACGCCUGGUCUGGCGGUGGCCGUGGCAUAAUUAGAGUAGAUGUUUCAGCAGACGGAGGAGCCACCUGGCACGAAGCCAAGCUGAAACCUAACGGCCAGACCCUGUACACCUCUUAUGCCUGGACUCUGUGGGAAGCCAGCGUGCCCCUGCCAAAAAGUGUUUCCAAGACCACCCUGAUUGCCAAAGCGACAGACGUCUCAUACAACGUGCAGCCAGACUCUGUGGAGGGCAUCUGGAAUCUUCGUGGCGUGCUCAGCAACGCCUGGCACAGAGUCAACAUCAACCUGGCGCAGGACUCAGCGAACCCCCCAGCAGCAGCAGCUGCAUGUUGAGGCAUGGGCAGCGACGGCCUAGAAACAUAUAUCAAGUAUUAACUAAUUAUUCUCUUGACUAAUGUUGCUUUGCAACUUCACUUCACAUGGGUUGUGUUGACAGGUUUCCAUGUACAAUAACUUGCCAUUCCACUUUACAACACAUCAAAAAACCUGGGUGGAUGUGUUCUUGAUCAUUGUGAUAAUUUAUAUUGCAUUUACUGAAUGUCCAUUAGAAUACACUAUUUAAAUAUACAAUUAUUUAUAUUUCAUUGUUAACAAAGUAUAUUAAACAUAAAGGCUGCUUACUAAUUAACAAUUAAAUGUGAUGAAAAGGAAAUACUUUAUUUUAAACCUCAACUUUUUGCAGGUAACUUAUCUAACUUCCUUGUGAGAGAUUAAGAGUGCAUUAAACCCAUGUCUUUAAUCUACACUUGAAAUGUUGGAACCAUUGUUUCUAUUUAUCUUUUGCUCUAUUUACUGUGCCAUGACUUUGAAUUUCCUUGUUGGCUAAGAUGGAAGAUUAUCAAGUACUCAAUAAAUCUAGCAUAAUUUCUAUUAAUUAAUUGGAAUAUCUUUUUUAAAACAUGCUUUUGUUUUGAUAGGGAUCUGAAAUUUUUGUUUUGUUUUAUUUUCUAAGUGGCUAUUGCUAUUCAUCGUUAUUAUUUUAUUUCUUUACUGGUAUAUUUCAUGGCCUGGUCCAAACACUAGUACUACUGCCAUCAUUUAAUUUUUUGAUUGACAUCAACUACUUAUUUGUAUGGUGUUACCAUCAACCUGUUAGAGACCCUCACCUAUUUGUUUGACAGCCACCAUAAACUUUCUGACGAGUACCACCACAAUGACAGCUGUGCCAUCUGUUUCUCUCCUGCUGCUUGUGUAGUUGGUGGCUUCCUUUCACAGCUGUUACCAUGUACAUAAAGGGGAAAAAACUCCACUCAUACUGGAUUAAGGGCUUUUGAUUUGUGUUUUAGUUCUAUUCACAGUUUCAAAAGGUAUCUUUUUAAGUUACAAACUAUUGAACCAUUUUUAAGAUAGUGUAAACAUGUGCUAACUGUAUUCCAAUUUGUAUUUCAUACUGUUAUGUGUGAUCUAAAAUGUUUCAAAACUUGUUAUUUACACCCCAUAACACCUUAAGAUGCCUAUUUUUUGUUAUCGGUGUCUAAAAAAUGUGUUGCUUGGUGCUUCUACUAUAGUUUGAUCUAUCUAAUUAGGAUUAUUUAAUAUCCUUUACUUAUCUAACUUAUUGUUUAAAUCACAUUAUAUUACUGUUGGAUUCUGCUGUUUAGUAUUUUCCCAAAUGUUGAACAGAUAAUAUAUUCAGUUAUGGUGGACAUUUUCAAUUGAAUUAUAUUGCUCAUGUCUUCUAAUCUCUUUGCGUCUAUACUUCUUAUGGGGACAUAGAAAUUAAGGAAACUCCUUGAUCUUAGACUCCGUAAUUGAACAUGAUCUAUUAUCUUGAGAAACUAUCCCCCAUAAAAAAUUACAAAUUUAGAAGGUGAUAUCUAAAUAAACUGUCUCAAGGCCUGCUACUGUUUAAUGGUCUACCCUUGUUAUUUUUUGUUGUAAACACAAAGUAUUCAGAUAUUUUUGCCAGUGAGCUUUACAUCAUCAUGUGCAUUAAUUGUUUUAAUACUCCAUUGAACAUAAAGACAUAAUAAUUUGAAUUACUAACAUAUGUAAGGUCAAGGAUUGUUUUAAUCAGAAUUAUUAUGUAAUCAAUUUUUGGUAUUGUAUAGGGCUGUAUAUCAAUACUUACUGUCAAUACUACACAGUUUAAUACAUUCAACUGCUUACCCAUAUAGGAUAUAUUGUAUAUAGCUUUACUGAUUAACCGAACAUUACCAUUUUCACUGUCGCAUCUUGUAAUCUUACUAAAUAAUUUUCACUUUGAAUGAGGCGUAUAAAUUAUCUAUGAUCAUUCUUUUUUCAUUUACUUGUAAAAGUUAAAAAAAUUUUUAAAAAUCUUUUGAGUAAAUAAUACUAUCACAAAAGAUUUUCAAAUUAAACAAAGCUAUAUUUUCUAGUACAUUUGUGGGUAUUUGAAGACUUCUAUUUAUAUUGUUUCAAUAUCUGCACUGUUGUAACAUGCUUUUAUUGGGCCUGUUGGUUAAUUUAUUGUUUGUUGAUUGCCUACUUCUGUUUAUUGUUGAAUUUUGUCUUGGCAAAUUGAAUAAACUUAA
Physella acuta is the source of this 4009-nucleotide messenger RNA. Its product is annotated as sulfite oxidase. Gene Ontology annotation, molecular function: heme binding; molybdopterin cofactor binding; molybdenum ion binding. Lineage: Eukaryota; Metazoa; Mollusca; Gastropoda; Physidae. Gene Ontology annotation, cellular component: mitochondrion. The record is from RefSeq and is a predicted model, not a curated record. Gene Ontology annotation, biological process: sulfur compound metabolic process.